This is a messenger RNA of Neospora caninum, 1197 nucleotides long. RefSeq names its product putative UBX domain-containing protein. Gene Ontology annotation, cellular component: endoplasmic reticulum. NCBI's taxonomy places the organism in Eukaryota, Apicomplexa, Conoidasida, Eucoccidiorida, Sarcocystidae. The record is from RefSeq and is a predicted model, not a curated record. The coding region runs from base 1 to 1197 and encodes 398 amino acids. The transcript is spliced from 8 exons. Gene Ontology annotation, molecular function: ubiquitin binding.
AUGGAAGACGUCACCGGCGUCCGAGAUCAGGACGACUCGGGUUCCGCUGUUGCCUCCGGAGUAGCAGGCCCCGAGGACCAGCACCAGAAGCUCACACGUCGGCGAAGAUGCUCCGAUACACCUGCCUCGUCCUUGUCUCCGUCGUCUCCGUCUCCUUCCGCUUCCCGCUCAGAUGAGGCUGUUGCUGCGAGGGAGGGCGGAGAGCUGCGAAGCGUCGUAGGCACCGUGCGGUUUCUCGCGUCGUUGCCUGCGAGAGCCUUUCAGCAGACAGUCCACCUCCUCCAGGCUGUGGUUCAGUGGAUUUCCCGACUCAUCGACCUUGCUUCCUUAUUUCUCUUCACUCCUCCCGCGCAGCCCCUCGAGGUGAUCUACGAACGCCAGUUCGGGAGAAAGCAUCCCGCUUUUUUUCCCGGAGCUGCGCAAGAGGCCUUCGACACCGCAAGGCAAACCGACCGCUUGCUCGCGGUGUACUUACACUCACAGCAGAACGCGGCGGCUGAUCGCUUUUGCAGAGAAACCCUCACGGACGACCUCGUCAUCGAUUUGCUGGACAACACAUGCGUCUUCUACGCGACAGAUGCGUCUGUGUCUUCCUCUGAGGGCGCACGUUUGGCCCGGGCUUUCUUCCCCUCGGCGUCUUCUCGCCUGCCUGCGUUUCUCCUGCUUCUGCCGCAAGCAGCCUCAGCGCCAUCUCCUGGAGCGUCGACUUUCUCGUCGCUCACAGCACCGCCCGCGAGUCGACACCGCGUCUUGCUGGCUUCGCUCCGGGCGGAAACUUUCCCGGACACCGCUGGCCUCAUUGCCGUCUUGCUGCACGGCCAAGAGAAGGCCGAGGAAGUCCGAGAGGCCAAGCGCCAGCAAAUGCGAGAACGCGAAGAAAACAGACUGCUGCGUGAAGAGCAGGAACGGGAGUUCGCAGAAGUGAUGCGCCUGGAAUCCAUCAAACGCGAGGAACAGGAGACGCGACGGCGGAAGGAAGAAGCGCGGCGAGACCGCGAAACGCAGAGAAAGGAAGCGGCUGCUGCCCGACGGCAGGAGCGGCGAGCGCAUGCAGAGAGGCUCCGGGAGCAGGAAGAAAACGCACCAGUCGCCUCAGGGAUCGAUCAGCGCACAGCGGGAGCGGCGACACUCCUCGAGGCAGGCCUCCACCCCAACAGCGCUGUCCUGCUCGUCCCCUCAGACGACGAAGAAGAUUAG